Molecule: messenger RNA, 2312 nt
Organism: Acanthopagrus latus (yellowfin seabream)
Lineage: Eukaryota; Metazoa; Chordata; Actinopteri; Spariformes; Sparidae
Gene: serpine3
Product: serpin peptidase inhibitor, clade E (nexin, plasminogen activator inhibitor type 1), member 3
Exons: 9
Coding region: 485-1744 (419 amino acids)
Biological process (GO): negative regulation of endopeptidase activity
Molecular function (GO): serine-type endopeptidase inhibitor activity
Source: RefSeq, a predicted model, not a curated record
CAACACGCAUUGCAUUGCAGAGAGCGUGCAUGCGUGCCGUGCUGUGCUGUGCUCUGCGCGCGUAUGUGGGUGUUUUUCCUUCGCCCUGCCCGGUUUGGGAUUUGCUGCUCAGUGACAUGCCUCCCUCCGCCUGGCUCCUUAUAGCCCCGGGGCUGCAGGAAUCCCGGACGAGUGGUACGGACAUCGCCGACGGAGACCGCGAACACGGCGCGGAGCGUUCCCCUUUAAACAGGUCUUAUGACCACAGCCGGCCUCACAGAGACACGACCCGAGGACCAGACCACAGACCGACAGCUCAGGACCGAGUCAGGGACACCAGCCGGGGACACACAGGACGCAGCGGCCCCGCACAGGCUGGAUGGUCUGGUGGCAGUCUGACAGAACAACUGGAGUCUCACGGAUACUACCUCACCUGUCCGCAGGAUUUAGUUUUUCGGCCUCCUGUUGCACCCUGUAGACGCUCUCCUCCUGCAGCACAGAGGCCAUGUGUCGCCUGCCGGUGACUUCACUCUUCAUUUGCUUCUGGUUGGUUGAGAGGAGCCACUGUGACGGCAGCCUACAGGACAGCAUGGGAGAGCUGCACAGCAGGUUCGCCGUCAGCCUCUACCAGACGCUCACCGAGACAGAGAACAACUCCAACCUGAUCGUGUCGCCAGUGAGCGUGUCCUUGUCUCUGGGGCUGCUGCAGCUCGGCGCCAGGGGCAACACGCUGGCUCAGCUGGAAGGGACGCUGGGAUACAACGUGAACGACGUCCAGGUGCAAGACUUCCUGUUGCAUUCACUGGGUGACGCGAGCAACGGCAGCCAGGGGAUGUGGCUGCAGCAGACCUGCACGCUGUUCAUCCAGAGCGGCGUCCAGCUCCUGACCGAGUUCACUCAACACGCAGCCGCCUGGGCCAACACCAGCGUGGUCCGAGCCAACUUCAGUCACCCCAACCACACCCGCAGCCAGCCGGAGCGAGCAUGGAACAACCACGAUGAGAUGUGGCACCUCCAGGCAGGAAGCAGCAGCGGGGAGCUGUCGGGCUCAGGCGAGGCCCAGGCAGAGGCCCUGUGGUGGGGUCACCGGCUGCAGAUGGCGCUGGUGAACACGGUGGCCUUCAGGGGAGUCUGGCAGAAACAGUUCCUGUUCACCAACACCCAGAACCUGCCCUUCACCCUGUCUGACGGGACCGCCAUCAAGGUGCCCAUGAUGUACCAGGCUACAGAGGUCAGCUUUGGUCAGUUCAGGACAGCAGCCGAUCAGCGUUACACCGUGUUGGAGCUGCCGUAUCUGGGUCGCUCCCUGAGCCUGCAGGUGGUCCUGCCCAGCGAGAGGAAGACGCCGCUGUCCUCCCUCGAGUCCCAGCUCACUGCUCGUCAGCUGGCCUCCUGGGACACCGGCCUGCGCAGAACCAAGAUGGACAUUUUCUUACCCAGGUUCAGAAUGCACAACAAGUUCAACCUGAGGUCGGUGCUUCCUGCCAUGGGCAUCAGUGACGCCUUUAACCCCACAGCGUCUGAUUUCACAGGAAUAUCAGUGGAAGAGAGCCUUUACGUGUCUGACGCCGUCCAUGAAGUGAGAAUAGAGGUGACAGAAGACGGGACGAAGGCAGCUGCUGCUACAGCGAUGGUGCUACUCAAACGAUCCCGUGCUCCUGUUUUCAAGGCGGACCGGCCGUUUCUGUUUCUUCUACGACAGAUUAACACAGGAUCCAUCUUGUUCAUGGGCCGGGUGAUGAACCCAGCAGACCAGGCACCCUAAGACCCAAACACCUCUCACAUAUACACUCCUAUCCCAACCCCUAUGUCACUACUGGUAUUUAUUAGUGGACCAGCAGGAGGGUCCACGACACUUCAGGAAGAGGGACAAUAUUUUUGUACAUGUCUGUAAAUAAAAUUUUAAUACAUGUUUUUACACUCCGGCUGUCCGGCUGUUUCUUCCGUGAACUGGCUGAUGUCACAAAAACGUGGACAAAAACGCGUCCAGUCACAUGUUUACAGAACACUUUAUUUACAUGGCCCUUCACAGUGUAAAAUAGAAACUUUAUUCAUGGAAAUACUUACAAAAAGGCCGUUUUCCACUGAACAUUCUCUUUAAAUAGUACUCUAGGGUUAUUUACAUCUUUACAGUGUAUUCAAAAUACUCUUUUGGUAGCGGCCUCUUCACAAACAAAGACAAGUAUGGCAGAUUUUGGUCCCUGUCCAAGGAGGGAGGGAGCAGAAGAGGGCUGCCCUCAGAAUCACAAAUCAACUCUUGACCUCUCCACCUCACUUCGGAUUAUUUGCGUAGAUUUGAGAAAAUUCAAAUGAACUGACAAAAAAAAAAAAAA